CACCAAAUACAACUGCCCUUAUACAGCCACUUGAUCAAGGUAUCAUCCACUCCUUUAAAAUGGAAUAUCGACAAAUACUAAUAAAAAAACAAAUUUGUGCGUUGGAGAAGGGCUUAUCUAUAGUUGAAUUCCUGAAAUCGCUCACUAUUUUGGAUGGUAUCAAUUAUGCAAAUCGCGCUUGGAACCUUGUUAAGCAGCAAACAAUUAGUAAUUGUUUCAAAAAGGCAGGCAUUGACAACAUUCAAUUCAUUACAGAUGAGAUUGCAGCCACUGAAGGCGAAAACUAUGAAUGGUGCACACUCGAUAAUGAAUACAUUCAAUGCGAUAAUGAACUUGUCUGCUUUGGAACCAUGUCGGACGAGGAUAUUGUUGCGGACGUAUUGGCCAUCAAUCAAAAUUCUACUGAAGAUGAGGAAGUGUUCGCGCAAUCUGAGGCUUGUAUUAAACACCCCUCAACGAAAAAUGCCUUGCUAAGCUUAGAUUCGCUGCGUGACUAUUUUUGUCAUAACAAUAUAGAUCCCUUAGAGGCUUUUGAAGAUAUUGAAAAUUUAAUCCUAGAGAGUUCUGAAAAACAGAAAUGCCAGAAGAAAAUAACAGAUUUUUUUAAGUAAAUCUUAAC
Molecule: messenger RNA, 619 nt
Organism: Bactrocera dorsalis (oriental fruit fly)
Lineage: Eukaryota; Metazoa; Arthropoda; Insecta; Diptera; Tephritidae
Product: tigger transposable element-derived protein 2-like
Exons: 2
Coding region: 60-611 (183 amino acids)
Source: RefSeq, a predicted model, not a curated record